Messenger RNA from Mytilus californianus (California mussel), 1565 nucleotides. RefSeq names its product high-affinity lysophosphatidic acid receptor-like. Gene Ontology annotation, molecular function: G protein-coupled receptor activity. Gene Ontology annotation, biological process: G protein-coupled receptor signaling pathway. The record is from RefSeq and is a predicted model, not a curated record. Bases 1 to 1146 code for a protein of 381 amino acids. Gene Ontology annotation, cellular component: membrane. The transcript has a single exon. NCBI's taxonomy places the organism in Eukaryota, Metazoa, Mollusca, Bivalvia, Mytilida, Mytilidae.
AUGCAAGAAUGCGCUAACACUACAGUCGGAAACCAGUCGACUGUUUUAUUAUCUCUUUGUAUAUCAGCAGACCAUCAUCAUACAUCUGGAAUACCAGUUCUGUCAACAUUUAGCAAAAUAUCGAUUGGGACAAUUGCUUCCUUAUUGGUAUUGAUUGGAUUUUUUGGGAAUGCUGUUGUGUGCUUCAUUGUUUACAGAAAACCUCAGAUGCGUUCUGCUAUUAAUCUGUUGCUUGCGAACAUGGCUCUAAGUGACAUUAUUAUGUCAGUAGUGUGCGUUCCAUGGCCUCUGGUCACAAUAAUCCAUGGAAGGUGGGUUUUUGGCGAUGUAGUUUGUAAAAUACAAGCUUUCCUAGUGGAGUAUUUGACUUCAGUUGCCAUCUUAAUUAUAUUUAUUAUGAGCGGAGAUAGAUAUAUGAUAAUUGUCAAACGACGAGACAAGCUAACAGCAAAAUUUGCCAAAAUAUUAAUAGUAUUGGUUUGGACGAUUCCGUUGGUGACGUCACUACCACCUGCUAUUGGUUUAAGUGACUAUAAGCUAUUCAGUGAUCACACACAAUGUUCACUUGCAAUAACGAACAAGACAUAUGAUAUCAGCUUUCUAGCUAUUAAAUUUACACUAAUCUUUGUUCUUCCCAUCUUGCUAACCGGAUAUGCUUUUAGUGCUAUAGCAAAUACCGUUAGAACAAAUUCAUUUCGUAUUCACAAUCAUGCCGAUACGGAAGUGUCACUAAACAUAGCUCAAAUGAGUGCUACUCUGGGAUUUAUACUUAUUCCGAUGAAAACAAAACUUGACGUUGACGUAAAAUUCAAAACUCGGACUUUUAAAACAAUCAUGUUGUUAUAUGUUUUAGUGAUUCUAUGUAUUUCGCCCUAUUCAAUCAAUCAAAUUGUGUCCAACACUACCGGUCUGUUUCAGAUGAAUAGAGACACAAUUUUUCUUUGGAUAGCUUUCAGUAAAAGUUCUAUAAACCCCGUGAUAUACUUCUUCCGGGUUAAGAAGUUUAAAGAAACAUGUGGAGAAUUCGUGCCAAUAUGUUGUCGGAGUGUCAACAUCAAUGUGUUAUCAAGAAGACGUGUCAAUCCAAGCUCUCUUUACCAGUAUAACGGGGAUCAAUCCGUUGCAUCUAUCAGUUCUACGAUAUAGUUUAUCAAGCAUAGAUGUUGAGAGAUAUGCGGAAAACCAAUGUCUGCUUUACGCAAUACAAGAAAAUUGUGGUAUUAAUUUUGUGCCUUCGGUAAAUCGUUUAAUUAUAAAAAGAAGCAAAUGACCACUAAUGACCAUUUAUGACAAAUUAAUUCUUAUAGUAUCAAAAUAAAUCAGGGUAAAAAGUUUGAAUGACAAUCAUAAUCAUUUCAACAUAACUCGUCACCAAUGUCACUUUGCGAAAACAAAGUCAAAUAGUGCAACUAGAAAGUGCAGAACAGAUUUUUUUUAGGUAAAAGUGCGUAAUUGAUAGCUAAAACUUGACUUUCUAUAAGUGCAAAAUUUAGGAUUCUUCAAGAGUUAACGAAAUAAGUGGACUUUUCUAACCUUGUCUAACGUCUGUGACUAUCUAGGAAUAA